UUCAAAUAACCUGUUUAGAUUCCCUUUCCGUUGGUUGGUACUGUCCAAGGUAGGGUUAAUGGAUCAUAGAAACGCUACCUUGUGGAAGUGCCCAGUGUUGAUAAGCAGUGACUUGGUACUAGCAGAGAAUAAUGAAAAAGAAUUCGUUUUGACCGAGUUAUACAGGGCGUCACCGGACGGUCCAAUGUUGUCCUUCCCAAGAGGAAAAUACAACGGGGCCUUCUUAGACUCCAGACCCCACCGAGAGCUGUUCCGAAGAAGACGGGACCUGAUGGGCCACGCGCUGGUCAUGGCCAACGUGAUACAAGACAGCAACUCGACCAAGGAACACUUGCUGAAGGAGGAUAGACUGGAGCUCCAGAACGACGCUGCAGUCAAGAUCUGCUGGAUCGCUGCGAGGCACGCCUUCGAGAUGCUGAACGCGACCCGCCGACAUAUCUUCAGCUACCGCUGGGGCUACAAAGUGGACGGCGAGUGGUCCGGCAUGAUCCAGGACAUCAAGUCAAAUAGGGCUGAUUUAGCUACCAACUGCGUGCUAUAUUCCGAACGCCUAGACGUGGUGACUUUCACGGACAUGGUAGCACCACUCCGCAUGAGGUUCGUGUUUCGCCAGCCACCUCUCGCCUACGUGUCUAAUAUCUUCUCUUUGCCUUUCUCGUCCAACGUGUGGGUGGCCAUCGCUGUGUGCACAGCAGCUUCUACCCUCACUUUGUGCUUGACAAGCCAUUGGGAGACCAAGGUGGAAAAGAAUCCAACACAGCUAGACGGUAGUAUAAGUGAUGCUUUACUCUUGACCCUGAGUGCCGUCGCUCAGCAGGGAUGCUUUGUGGAACCUAAGAGAGCUCCAGGUCGUAUUCUGGAAUGGUUCUUGUUCACGGCGCUCAUGGCUCUGUACGCGGCAUACUCAGCCAACAUCGUGGUGCUGCUGCAAGCGCCUUCCAACUCCAUCAAGAGCCUGUCACAGCUGGCUGCCUCCAAGAUCACCCUGGCUGCGAAUGACGUGGACUACAGCCGCUUUGUGCUGAGCCCAUACAAGGAUCCAACACAUGUACACAUUUAUCGAAGAAUCAUGCCUGAAGGUGAAAAGCCUAAUUUUUAUCACAUUCAUGAGGGCGUCGAGAAAAUCCGACAGGGGCUGUUCGCGUAUCACUCCAUCGUUGAGCCAGUGUACCGUCGUAUAGAAGAAACAUUUCUGGAGCAGGAGAAAUGCGAUCUAACUGAAGUAGAUUUUGUCAACGGUUUCGACGCUUUCACACCUGUAAAGAAAGAUUCCCCGUACUUGGAAAUGUUGAGAGUUGUGUAA
Molecule: messenger RNA, 1303 nt
Organism: Ostrinia nubilalis (European corn borer)
Lineage: Eukaryota; Metazoa; Arthropoda; Insecta; Lepidoptera; Crambidae
Product: glutamate receptor-like
Exons: 8
Coding region: 59-1303 (414 amino acids)
Cellular component (GO): postsynaptic density membrane; plasma membrane
Molecular function (GO): ligand-gated monoatomic ion channel activity; signaling receptor activity
Source: RefSeq, a predicted model, not a curated record